Conger conger (European conger) is the source of this 714-nucleotide messenger RNA. RefSeq names its product olfactory receptor 8D1-like. Gene Ontology annotation, biological process: G protein-coupled receptor signaling pathway. Gene Ontology annotation, cellular component: membrane. Bases 1 to 714 code for a protein of 237 amino acids. The record is from RefSeq and is a predicted model, not a curated record. Gene Ontology annotation, molecular function: olfactory receptor activity; G protein-coupled receptor activity. NCBI's taxonomy places the organism in Eukaryota, Metazoa, Chordata, Actinopteri, Anguilliformes, Congridae. The transcript has 2 exons.
AUGUUAGUCAUAUGCUUCGCAGAAACCCUCCACACGCCCAAGUACAUGGCCGUGUUCAGCCUGGCUGUGGUGGACAUUAGUCUCAGCUCCGCUCUCAUUCCCCAAGCUGUCUAUAUGUUUGUCUUUGAUUCAAAAUUCGUAUAUUACAACCCUUGCAUAGCACAAAUAUUCUUCGUUCAUUACUUUGCAUCAAUGGAAUCAUUUUCUCUCUGUGUUUUAGCCUACGACAGGGUCAUCGCUAUAUGUUUCCCAUUAAGAUGCAAUGUUAUGAAUACCAACUGUAAAAUGAUGCUGAUUAUUAUUGUGGCUUGGACAAUACCGUUCAUCAUGUAUGUGGCGAUGACUGCCUUGAUUCUCCCACUGAAAUAUUGUAAAUCGACUAUUGUCAACAGCUUCUUCUGUGAUCACGGACCGGUCUUUAAGAUUGCUUGCGGUGAUUAUUCUAAAAACUGGUUAAUGGCCAGUAUUAACAUUGUAGUCUCGUACUUUGCCCCUUCUGCCUUCAUAGCUGUCUCAUACAUGUUUAUUAUUAACGCCAUUUUGAAGAUUAAAUCGUCAGAGGGAAGGUGGAAAGCGUUUAAAACGUGUUCUUCGCACUUAAUGUUGGUUGCUAUAUUUUUCGUUCCUUUUUACAUUACCUACAUCGUGGCAUGGGUUAAUGUGAACAUUGAUACGGACACCAGAAUUAUUAACACGUCCCUGGCUUCCUGUUGA